Messenger RNA from Chenopodium quinoa (quinoa), 1428 nucleotides. Its product is annotated as RNA polymerase II subunit 5-mediating protein homolog. The transcript is spliced from 4 exons. The coding region runs from base 450 to 1139 and encodes 229 amino acids. NCBI's taxonomy places the organism in Eukaryota, Viridiplantae, Streptophyta, Magnoliopsida, Caryophyllales, Amaranthaceae. The record is from RefSeq and is a predicted model, not a curated record.
UAUCGCUCGAACGUCCUUAAUCGAGCGAGUGACGAGCAGAAAACAGUCGGGACUCCCAAGGUAGUUGUUUAUAACACUUGAUAUAUUUUUCAACAAAGGUUAAUUUUUGCCCGCCUUUUUUUCUGACGCCUUUCUUUUUGCUCAUGUAGAGUGGUUCGACCAGGCCCACUCCCUCCAACCAAUCCCAACCAAAUAUCCAGAAAACAGGGGCUGGUGAUGUGAGUGCAUCCGGCAAGAACCGGAAGCACAUUGCUCACAAGCCCAUAAAAGGGGACGACUCUACUCUCGAAGCUGACAGGGUGGUCAGCAAACCGGAUGCUACUCAGGCAUCGAAGGGUGGCUUUAAGCAACCCAGUACUGCUGUCGGCUCAGCACGAGAGAAGAGGCGUCACGGGAAGGAGGAGGAGGUUCACCCGGACGCUCCUGUGCAAAGGCCGAUUGUCGUCCAGAUGGCCAAGGAGAUGCUGAGGGCGCUUGACCUAGAGGACAAGGCGUCCGUAAGAGGAGUCGACACCCUUAACUUGGGUGCCAUCUUGGGGAACCUUUGUGAGGCUAUGCUGCGCAUCCAGGGGCUAAGAAGGUCAAUCAAGGAGAAGUCUAAAGAGGCGGAUGCCAUUCUGCAGGUAAAGAAGGACCUAGAUUCGGCUCGCUCCAAAAUCAUUGACCUUAAGGCCGAAAUUAAAGGUCUUAAGGAAAAGCUUGAGCCUCUUCAAGAGGCUAAGAAAGUGGCGGAGAGGGCCAAUGAGCGGGUUGGCCACCUGCAGGUGCGCCUGGCGAACCAGGAGAAGCAGCUGAAGUCCAAGUUCAAGUCCCGAGCUGAGGAGGAGAAGGAGGCCCUUGUCAAACAAAUGAUGGAGGACUAUGAGGCCAUCAUGCAGAUGGCAUGGGAGGCGGUACAGCCGGGUGCUGACUAUAGCACCUGGAAAUCCAAGUUUGAUCAAGCAAACGAGGAUUUCAAUGCUGAACUUCUUCGCCAAUCUCAAGAGGAGGCGAACAAGGCUGAUGCUGAGGGCGAAGAGGUCGGCUCCUCAUCAGGCUCUUCUGGGGACGAGGAGGGGGACGAGGAGAAUGAUGAAAAUGCGGAGCAGUCGGAAGGUGAUGAUGCGGCUGCCAAUGUUGAUAACUCCUCUGCCCCUUGAGCUUUUUAUAAGUUCUUUCUGCGGCCGAAUGGCCAUUUACCUCAUCUUCCGGCCUGCGUGCCGAGUAAAUGUGCAUUUUUAUCGACCGAGAGGUCGGGUAAAUUAACAAUUUCUCUGGCUUUGCCAGCAAACAAUCUUACCCAGUCGUCUGGUUGCGAUUGGGCUUUUUAAUAUGAAAUCAUUCAGCCGUUUGGCUGAAGUUAUUCAUAUUGUUGUUCCUUAAAUUUUUUCAUUGCAUGUUUUUUUUUUACUAAGUAUUAUAACCUGUAUACCAUGCGAAUGUUCUUGC